This is a messenger RNA of Anastrepha ludens (Mexican fruit fly), 2632 nucleotides long. RefSeq names its product E3 ubiquitin-protein ligase MARCHF5. Gene Ontology annotation, molecular function: zinc ion binding. The transcript is spliced from 4 exons. Bases 322 to 1638 code for a protein of 438 amino acids. Lineage: Eukaryota; Metazoa; Arthropoda; Insecta; Diptera; Tephritidae. The record is from RefSeq and is a predicted model, not a curated record.
UAUGACAGAUUUGCAAAGGGUUAAUUUUUUUCAUCCGGCAACGUUUUUCCUGUUCAGAGUAUUUCCAAAAAUUUUGGAAACACUCGAAUAACUUUAAAAUUUCGUGAAAAUUUUUAAAUUAUAAUUGAGAAGUGUCGGUGUAAAACUUUAAAUUGUUGCUAAAAUAAAAUUGGUGCUAAAAGGGGGAGAAUAUAAUAUAAUAAGGAAGAUUGCACUGCAGAAACUAGCGCUGACACUUGCAUUUGUAAGAGUGUUUGUGUGGGAAACGGUGUUGUGCUAUUUAAUCAAAGGGGAACGGCAUCAAAGUAGCGGUACACAAGCAUGAAUAGGAGCGACAUAAAUCAGAGCAUAAUCGAAAUGAUAAGUAACACAGUUUCCCAGGACAACCAUGAGAAUAGUUCCACCACAUCUGGAAUAAAUGAGGCAUCAUCAUCCGCAGCUGCUAUUUCAUCCCUAAUGAAUCGAAAUUCAUCAGCAACGUCCUUAACACCCUUAACGUCGUUGGCCCAACAGCCCAAAACCUCAGAGCACUCUGGAAUAAAUGAUGAACAGAAAGCGUCCACAUCGGCACAUGCACUAUCCGUCGGCGGGGGUAUAAAAGCAAUAACAGGUGACACAGCUGGUGAUGAAAUGGGUGAAAGAAGUUGUUGGAUAUGUUUUGCGACCGACGAAGAUAAUCGCCUGGCACCAUGGGUCCAGCCAUGUAAAUGCCGUGGCACCACGAAAUGGGUACAUCAGAGUUGUUUGUAUCGUUGGGUAGACGAGAAGCAAAAAGGAAAUGCGAUGCGGGCAGUGAGUUGUCAACAGUGCCAAACGGAAUAUAUUAUUGUAUUCCCACAAAUGGGUAAAGUAGCCAAUAUAUUGGAAGCUUUCGAUAAUUUAAUCAAACGUUUAAGUCCCUUCCUGGCUGCCGGUAUAUUUGUCGGUUCAAUAUACUGGACUGCUGUUACUUAUGGCGCCGUCACUUUUCUACAGAUUGUAGGUCAUAAAAAAGGAUUGGCGUUGAUGGAAAAUGGUGAUCCGUUAAUAUUAUUGAUCGGCUUGCCUGCCAUACCAGUUGGCUUAGUGCUUGGCCGCAUGAUUCGUUGGGAGGACGCAGUUAUUCGAUUGAUUCGUAACAGACGAAGUAUUGCGCGAAAAUUCCCGCUGAUGAAUUUCAUUAUUCCCUUUCCCGAGGAGGAAGAAGAACCAUCAGCGCAAAAUCCAGCCACACCCACAUUGUCGGAUCCAGUCUCCGCAACGCGCAUAUUUUGUGGAGCCCUGAUACUACCAACCAUAUCAACUAUAGUUGGGCGCUUGCUAUUCGAAUCGAUUGAAAAUACUCUGCAUCGUACACUUCUCGGCGGACUGACAUUCAUUGCAGUUAAAGGUAUUCUAAAGAUCUAUCUUAAGCAACAACAGUACACGCGGAAAAAGAAGCGCCGCAUUGUUGAUUACACAGAUGAGAAUGUGCGCAUAUACGUAAAUCGUAGCACAACGCGCCACCAUGGCGCUGGGGCUGGAGCCGGUGGAGUUGCUGGUGGUGUAAAUGUUGGAGCAGCCGAUGCUCCGACAUCUGCUGGAAGUACAAGUGCACAGUCUCAAGGGGAUGCAAACGCAAUACCGAUACCGCCAACCGAUCGUGUCAGCAUUGUUUAGAUUACCGCUAAGCCGACAUAAAAAUUACUUUGAUAAGUACAGCGGCAACACAAAAAAAUAAUGCUGUGGGCAUCUAGCAGAGUGCUAUUAGCAGAUUUAUUAUUAUCCAUACAUGUUGUAAUAAAUCAGGGCGCAAACUAUGCUCUAUGUCUGUUUUUUUUUUGUGCUGACAAAAUUUUGUUAGAAACACCAAAUUGCUAUCCUGCAUGAAAUGAACUUAUAAAUAUACAUAUGUGGAUCGCUACAAAAACUAUUAAAAAAAAAACUAAUAAAUUAAAAAGGCAUUUGUAUCUAAACUGGAGACAAACCCAAUAUCAUACAAUAUACAAUUAAAAUGUUUCUUGUGCUACAUUUGGUAGCGCAAAAUAUUAAAUUAAAUAAAGUAAAAAUUAACAUGAAAUUGUAAACUGAACUUUCGAAUCAAACUACAUAUUCGCUCAAUGCACAAUUACUCUUUAAAAUGAAUAAAUACAAAUUAAUUCGGUUAGGUGGGCUUCUAUACAAUAUGCGAGCAUGUAUUUCAUUAUGAUAAUGUGUAUUUAUAUACAUGCAUAUAUACAUACAUAUGUACGUGAAACGCCAAUAGUUAAGAAAUAAGAACUUCCUCUACAAUUUUUAAAAGAAAAAAUGUUGGUAAUUUUGAAAAAAUAAGUAUAAUUUGGUGCUUGCUGUAUGUAUGCGUUUUGUGGUAUAAUCGGGUAAAAAUUGUUGUUUUUUUUUGUAUAAAACCUAGUGUUUAAAUUGGCUCCAAUUUCAUGUUAUUUGGAUUCAGUUAAAUACAUUUGUUUGUUAAAUACUAAAAUGUUUAGUGCAUCCAGACUUACACAUAUAAAUACGUAUGUACAUAUUUUUUAAUAAUGUUAUAGAAAAGACGAAGAAAUUAAAAACAAUUAAAAAUAAUGAAUUAUGUAAACCUAAGGUUGCGAUUCUGACUUGAUUUUGUGAUUUCGAUUUGUAACAUUCGUAAAUACAUAAAAGUAUAAACAUUUAUAAA